Messenger RNA from Medicago truncatula (barrel medic), 1400 nucleotides. Its product is annotated as cysteine synthase. Gene Ontology annotation, molecular function: cysteine synthase activity. The coding region runs from base 177 to 1154 and encodes 325 amino acids. The transcript is spliced from 11 exons. Lineage: Eukaryota; Viridiplantae; Streptophyta; Magnoliopsida; Fabales; Fabaceae. The record is from RefSeq and is a predicted model, not a curated record.
AAUGUGGGAAAAUUCAACGUCAAACCCAAUGAGAAGCACGCAAGUACAACAUAACAUUUGUUUUUUCUUUUUCCAUGUAGUUACCAUUCUCCUUCCUUUUUUACACGUACAAAGUACAACACCUUUGUCUCUGUCUCAAACUACCUAUCACACUGAACUGAAAAUUGCUAAAUACUAUGGGGGAAGACAAGUCAACCAUUGCUAAAGAUGUCACUGAAUUGAUUGGUAAAACUCCACUGGUGUAUCUCAACCAUGUUGUGGAUGGUUGUGUUGCACAAAUUGCUGCAAAGCUAGAAAUGAUGGAACCUUGCUCUAGUGUCAAAGACAGGAUAGGAUAUAGCAUGAUUGCAGAUGCUGAGGAGAAAGGACUCAUUAGACCGCAAGAAAGUGUCCUCAUUGAGCCUACUAGUGGAAACACCGGUAUUGGUUUGGCAUUCAUGGCAGCUGCUAAGGGUUAUAAACUUAUUAUAACCAUGCCUGCUUCAAUGAGUCUUGAGAGAAGAACCAUUCUUCGCGCAUUUGGUGCUGAGUUAGUUCUCACAGAUCCAGCUAAAGGCAUGAAAGGAGCUGUUCAGAAAGCCGAAGAGAUACUAGCAAAGACUCCCAAUGCUUACAUUCUUCAGCAAUUUGAAAAUCCUGCAAACCCAAAGGUUCACUAUGAAACUACUGGACCAGAGAUCUGGAAAAGCUCUGGUGGGAAAGUUGAUGCCCUUGUUUCUGGUAUAGGAACCGGAGGUACAGUAACAGGUGCUGGAAAAUAUUUGAAAGAGCAGAACCCUGAUAUUAAGCUAUAUGGUGUCGAACCACUUGAAAGUCCAGUAUUGUCUGGAGGGAAACCUGGCCCUCAUAAGAUCCAAGGAAUUGGUGCUGGCUUCAUUCCUGGUGUUCUGGACGUUGGUUUGCUUGAUGAAGUAAUCCAAAUAUCCAGCGAAGAAGCUAUUGAAACUGCUAAACUUCUUGCAUUAAAAGAAGGUUUGCUGGUGGGGAUAUCAUCUGGUGCUGCCGCAGCCGCUGCAAUUAAGGUUGCAAAGAAGCCGGAAAAUGUUGGAAAACUCAUCGUUGUUGUUUUCCCGAGCUUUGGAGAGCGUUAUCUAUCAUCUGUGCUCUUUGAAUCUGUAAAACGAGAAGCGGAGAGCAUGAUCUUCGAUCAUUGAACUGUCACAUAGUGUAAAACAAUUUGAAUGAAUUUUUUGCUUCUCAAAUUUGAAGUGGGAUGGGAGCCAAUGGUAGCAUCUCAUGUUGCAGUUUGUGUUUGGCAUAGAUAUCAGAUAUGCCUUUUACACAUGCAUCUGAAUAAUAAUAUGCUUUUCUGUUAUUAUCUUUGUAAAUUCAAAUUCAUUGAUGUUGUCAUAAGUUUGUGUUUGAAAUAAUGAGAAAUAAAGUCUGAAGUGUUAACCAAA